Penaeus chinensis is the source of this 5148-nucleotide messenger RNA. RefSeq names its product leucine-rich repeat-containing protein 15-like. The transcript has a single exon. Gene Ontology annotation, molecular function: protein binding. The coding region runs from base 1 to 2166 and encodes 721 amino acids. Lineage: Eukaryota; Metazoa; Arthropoda; Malacostraca; Decapoda; Penaeidae. The record is from RefSeq and is a predicted model, not a curated record.
AUGGCAGUCUCCCUGCUGGUGCUGUGGGCGUCUCUGUGCGCCGUGUGGGCGUGUCCGCGCGAGUGCCGCUGUUCCCUGGACGAGCGCGGGCGGCGCGGCGUGCGGUGCGAGGGCGGCGGGAUGCGCGACCCGGUGCCCGUGAAGGACAUGGGCACCGACACCGAGCUGCUGGUGAUCGCGGCGCCGAAGGAGAAGCCGAACGCCCUGUCGCUCGGACCCAUCUUCAGCAAGCUGCGCCACCUGGAGGAGAUCCACAUCACGUGGUCCGGGGUGCCGGCCCUCGGCGCGCACUCCUUCUGGGGCCUCCACCGCCUGCACGUCCUCAACUUCACCAACAACCACAUCUCCGCCCUCAUGGACACCAACUUCCGCGGCGCCGACGCCCUGCGGCACCUGGACCUGAGCCACAACCGCAUCCAGAGCGUGCCCUCCGCCGUGUUCCGCCACGUGCGGCACCUGCGGACCCUCACGCUGGCCCACAACAUGGUGCCGGAGCUCGUGCCUCGGAUGUUCUUCGGCCUCACCAAGCUGGAGAGGCUGGACCUGAGUUACAACCCCCUCGGCGACCUCCAGCCCGAGAGGUUCACCGACGUGCCCGACCUGCGGCAGCUGUCCUGCGCCGGCUGCAGCCUCAUGUCCAUCAGCAGCACCCUCCUGCAGUCGCUGUCGCAGCUGCGGGAGUUGGACCUGCGCAAUAAUCGCCUGACGCAGAUCCCCAUCGGCGUGGCGUCCGCAGCCUUGCCCAACCUGGUCAGCCUCAUGCUGGACGGCAACCACCUGUCCUUCGUGGAGCGCGGCGCCAUCUCCGGCUCGCCGCUCGUCAGCCUCCACCUGGCGCACAACCGCAUCAGCCGCCUCGAGGUCGACGCCUUCUCCAACAGCUCCAUCAAGCACCUGGACUUGUCCUACAACCGCAUCUCGCACCUCGAGCCCGGCGCCCUCGAGGACAUCCUCGACCAGCUGCACGAGAUCAAGCUCUCGGGCAACUCCCUGCACGUGGACCAGCUGAUGAGUGUGCUGCCCAACGCGCGCCAGCUGCGCUACCUCGGCCUGGGCGACAUGGGCCACACCAAGCUGCCGGCCGAGCUGCUCCGCCACGCCCGCCACCUCCACCACCUCAACCUCUCGGCCAACUACCUGACGGCGCUCUCCACCGAGGUGCUGUACAACGCCCCUCACUUGUACACCCUCGACCUCUCGCUCAACAGCUUCCGCGGGCUGGAGGAGCAGCUGGUGGAGUCCAUCACGGCCGCCUCCGAGCUGCGCACGCUCCGCCUGGAGGGCAACCCGUGGCAGUGCGACCAGUGCCACGUGGGGCCUCUGCUGCGCUGGCUGCAGGACGCGCCCGACCAGGAGUCCGGCUGCGACGAGCCGAGGGUGUGGACCUGCCUCAAGUGCGUCAGCCCACGGAGCGUGGCCGGCCUGCAGCUCGCCCUCCUACCCCCCGGAGAUUUGCCGCUCUGUCCCUUCACCACGCCCCCCGCGGCCGCCGUCUGGCCGACGUGGGUCGAGCCCUCCUACAGCGUCGUCACAGACGAGCCGGAGUUCCCGAGGGGAGAGCUUAGUCGGCAAGAGGACGCUGAGGGCGGCUGGUCUCUUCAGCGUCUGAUAGAAGAAGAACUGUACUUAGUCAUCGUGGUUGGCUGCGUGGUCGUGCUACUGCUGCUCGCCCUCAUCGUCGUCGCCGUCGUCCUGUACAACCGCCACUCCGCCUUCUACUACACGUACGAGGACGACCCCGAGAAGAAGGAGAAGCUGAUGAAGGCGAAGGACAGCAAGAACAACAACGGCCCGGCCACGAAGACCCCGACCAAGGGCGCCGUCGACGCCACCAUCGCCACCAUCGACGAGAUGACGGACAUCGCCGGCUCGCAGGAGGUGCUCGAGCCCGGCCAGAUCCGCAAGAGCACUCUCAGCAGCUCGCCCGCACUCAACCACUCGCCGGCCGUCAACCACUCGCCAGGGACCAACCACUCGCCCGCAGUCAGCGCCUCUCCUGUCGCCAACCACAACCAUUCGCAGAGUAGCUCGCCGGCGCCCACACAGAACAACGCCCACCCUCAGAACCACUCGACGCCCGCCCACAACGGCCGCACGCCCACCCAGUCGCCAGUCCCCAACGUCGUCCAAGAGGCGGAGGGGCGAGUCGAGAGCCCGACGCUCUAGUAGAGUGGCCGUUGUAGACAAGUUUCGUUUCGUAUCUUUUUUUUCUGACAAAUUAAGAUGAGUCUUAAGGAGAUGUGGCCACGGGAACGGUCGAGCUGGCAUACUAAACACGCGAAAGCAUAUACACGCACACUAACAAAACAAACAAACACUCAAACUCACACACACAAACACACACACACACACACACACACACACACACACACACACACACACACACACACACACACACACACACACACACACACAUUCAAACAAUCAAACAAACAAACAAACAGUCACAAAACCACAAUGACAAAAAUAAACAAACUAUUGAACACUUAUACAUGUACAGUAUAUAUUUUGUAUGGACGUGUAUCUAAAACUGGUUGUACGGCUGUGACAGAAAUGAAAGCACGAAGUUACAUAGUGUUUAUACAAUGACUGGUGGUUGGGGGCUUGGCUUAAGGUCACGUGACUUUCCGAAGGCGUUGCUCGGAGGCGUUGCGUCAGUGUGAGUACGUCCCUUGGCGAUUGUGCAUUGUAGAGAUAAGAAAAAAAAAACUGGUGCAGAGACAGGGAAAAGAAGUUAAAUAAGGGACCUAGGGAGAAAGACAAAGAGAAAGAGAAGUAUUGAACGAAUGGCUCAGAGUAUUUAUUUAGCAAGACGAAUGCUAUACAGAAAAACAAAAAAACGAUUUACCUAAGACUUCGAUGUAUUCCAUAAAAGAUCAAGACAAAGUUAAAAAAAAAACAACAAGAUGUAAAGAUUUUAUGUGUGAAAAAACUAUAUAACCAUUCUGUUUUUAUGUGAUGCCUCCUGCUCUCUCUACUUCCCCAUUACGAACUCUGCAUAUCAAGCUUUCGUUAUUCCUGUCACGUACGUUACCGACAGAGGUCGUCGUUAUUCCUGUCACGUACGUUACGGACAGGGGUCGUCGUUAUUCCUGUCACGUACGUUACGGACAGGGGUCGUCGUUAUUCCUGUCACGUACGUUACGGACAGGGGUCGUCGUUAUUCCUGUCACGUACGUUACGGACAGGGGUCGUCGUUAUUCCUGUCACGUACGUUACGGACAGAGGUCGUCGUUAUUCCUGUCAUGUACGUUACGGACAGGGGUCGUCGUUAUUCCUGUCACGUACGUUACGGACAGGGGUCGUCGUUAUUCCUGUCACGUACGUUACGGACAGGGGUCGUCGUUAUUCCUGUCACGUACGUUACGGACAGGGGUCGUCGUUAUUCCUGUCACGUACGUUACGGACAGGGGUCGUCGUUAUUCCUGUCACGUACGUUACGGACAGGGGUCGUCGUUAUUCCUGUCACGUACGUUACGGACAGGGGUCGUCGUUAUUCCUGUCACGUACGUUACGGACAGGGGUCGUCGUUAUUCCUGUCACGUAUGUUAUGGAUCAGGUCACCGUUAUUCCUGUUGCGUACUAUAUGGACAAGGGGCAUCGUUAUCCCUAUUACGGACAGGGGGUCAACGUUUUUCCUGUUACGUACGUUACGGACCAGGUCAUCGUUACUCCUGCCUCGUACGAAAUGGACCAGAUCAUUCCUGUUACGUACGUUACAAACAGGGGUCAUUCCCAACCAGCGUGACGUCACUGUGCUGAGCUGAGCCGUAACACCAUAGACACACAAGUUAGUCUUCCAAAGAGAGAAUUUCUACUCUUACCUUCUUCAAGAAAUUCCAGGAAAAAAGGAGGGUUAAAAUAAAUCGAUGUAUUGGACCGGCAGUAGCUUCUCGAUAUACCAUUUUUUUUCUCUCUCUCACGAGAAAAAAAAUAAAAUAAAAAUAAAAAGGAAGAAAAGAAAAGGAAAGUUCUGAUCAACAAGUGACUCAUGCUCACUGACUUUGUCCUUUUUUUUUUUUAAAUAUAAUGAUAUCAAAAGAUUUCAGAAAGGCCUUUUAUGUGCAAGUUCUGCCGUUCCUAUUGUCUAGUGUUUGUGAUUUAUGAAGGAUUUUUGUAUAUUGCAGCAAAAGAUAAUAAUAAUAAAAAAAAUAAUUUGAUAUUUUUUCACGUGCUCAUGAGAGAGAUUAAAUAUCUGAUAAGACAAGAGUCCUUUUCGACUGCCUCCUUUAAUUAUAUGCGCUUUCAUCUUUUUCGAUAAACAUGAAGUAAUUAAAAGCUGUAACAAAGAAUAACAUUUAUUUUGGUUAAUAUUCUUGAAUGCUUUGAAAUUCUUCACUUCUGUUAAUUUGUCCAAGUAAAUCACUCUUUAAAAAAAAAGAAAUAGUGAAUCUCAAAUCAGUCUUCAACCUUUAAUCCGAUUUUUAAUGCAACUUUCGAAAACUGGACAAAAAGUCGCAAAAGGGCUUUUUAAUUAAAAAGAUUGUUUGGUAUUUGCCUAUAUAAAAAAACAAACAAUAAACCCCUCUUUAUCCUGCAGCAUAUUCUGUAUUUGUUGUACUAGUCACUAAUUUGUUUUUAUUCCUUUACCAUAUAUGUAUGAUAUAUAUACACAAAUGAGACAUUAAGUGUUCAUAUGAAAAUAUUUCCCAGUGAUUCUAUCAUCUACGCCGUUAAGACUUAUGUUCUACCUGGUGGCAUUCAUAACUGAGAUUAAAAGGGAGUGUGAACUUACAUUCGUAAGGGGGAAAAAAAAGUAUAUCAAAGCUAUACCUUGGAUUGAAAAAAAAAACAACAACAACACUAAAAGGGAAAAAGAAAUGAAUAAAGAGGAUUUAAUCGUUUCUAAACUGAGGUAAAGGAAAUUGCGUGUACGUGCUACAUGCAUAGACAAUUAAAUCUGCUCUAGUCUCUUUUAUGAAUGUUUUUCCUUUUUGUAUAAUGAGUUUUCGAUAAGUAUAUUAUUUUUAACACUGUGUUUUCUUUUCUCUUCGUUCACAAUACUUUACUUUAUCUCCUUCCUUGUAUUUUCUCUUAUUUUUCUUUAUUCUGUGUAAAUAAGGCAUGUAAGUGUGCAUAGCUUAUUUGAUGCUUAUUGUAAAUGUACAAAUUUUAUACUACUCAAGAAUAAUAAAUUAAAUAAAGUCA